GUUUGAGCGCGGAAAUUUUAUGGUGUAAGGUGUAGUGUAGGCCUUCCAGGGAUUAUAGUCUUUUUAUUUUUCUAAUUCUUUUACUUUUCGGUUUCAUUGUUGUUUAGCUGUUGGUUGACAUUAUUUUACACAUGAACAGUGAACAAUAUUCUAUUUCUGUUAGAUUAGGUAGUAUUUGCCGUGUUUGCAGUUCUGUUGUGUUGUUGAGUGAAAAGUGUUCUUCUUAACUUAAUAAUUUGUGAAAGCCUAUUAUUAUUAUUUGAGCAAAUUUAAAUAAAAAUUUGAAUUUCAUAGUCUGUUUAGGUCUACUUUUGUCGGAAUAAUUUAAAUUAUUACAUUAACAAAUAUUUUUCAAAUUUAUUUAGUUACUUGUGAACGUAGGUAGCAUAGGCCAAAUGGAUAGGCGAGAAUUGCUGAAACCUUCACGUUUUGGAAACGCAGAGAAACGUAGGCUCGUAGACUCCAAAAACCUGAGGGAGCAACGUAGCCUUAGAAGAACAAAUAAUUUUAACCUUCACAGACAAAUUGUACCAGAGGUUGACACAGGUCUAAAUGAAAAUGUACCGGUACCUCCAAAGUUUAACAAACUUAUCGAUCGUAAGCUAGCCUUACAGAAAUUCAAGGCUGAAAAAGAAGCGGAGAAGAAAGCCCAACAAGAGAGGAAAAAACCACCAUUUGUUGUGGGGAUACCACAUCAUGGGUCAUCUCCUUUAUUAAGAAAUGCAAAUGCAUCAGGCAAAAAUAAAAAAGAAAUCCAAAGCACUGCUAAUGCUGAGGUAAGAACAAGAGUGACUAGAGCCUCUACCAGAGCAAUCAAAGGAAAUGUUUUGAAAGAAAAGCCUAAAAAUAUUGUGCAGCCAAAAAAGGUCCCUGCAUUUAAAGCACCACCAUCAGUCAAAGUAUUUCCUUUUAAGGAUAGUAAAACAGUGUUUUCUUUCCAAGCCAAGCAGACCCACAGUGUGAAAAAACUUACAUCACCACACACACCAACAGUACUUAAAAGAUCUGCCCAAAAGAAACCACUCAGAAAUAUAUCAAAUUUAGCAAUUAAGUCGCAAGAGAAACCUGAAAACUCGAAGGAGUGUGAAUCUGACGAAGUGUUAGCAGCCCCUCUUGCCUCAGUGACGGAAGAAAAAAAGAAUCAUACUGAGAUUGUAAACUCUGACCAACAGGAAACAAGUGGAAUGUUAUCAACCCCUCCUCUUGUUUCACCUGUAUUUAAUGACAUCAAACCAACUGAAGAAGUUCUCAAUCAAGAUAACAAGGAUGAUGAAAUCACAUAUCAAGUUGAGUUCCAAAAAUUAAAUUUAUCAAACAAGUCGCAAGAGAAACCUGAAAACUCGAAGGAGUGUAAAGCUGACGAAGUGUUAGCAGCCCCUCUUGCCUCAGUGACGGAAGAAAAGAAGAAUCAUACUGAGAUUGUAAACUCUGACCAACAGGAAACAAGUGAAAUGUUAUCAACCUUUCCUUCUGCUUCACCUGAAAUUAAUGUCAUAAAUACAAAUGAAGAUGUUCUCAAUCAAGAGAAUAGGGAUGAUGAAAUCACAAAUCAAGUUGUCUUCCAAAAUGGUCGUAUACAGACAGAGACAAAGAGACUGCUUGGGAUGGCAGAGCAGUGGCAGGCCAUAGUGCUGCGGGACACUCUACCUGACCAUGUGGUGGAUGAAGUGGACAGUCUGGUGGGCCAAACCCGUCUCCUCACAAGUGACAAGUUCCAACAAUUCCGUCGACUUGUAGUGCAGUAUGAACAAAGAACUGGAACCCAUCCUAUCACAUUGGAUGAUCUAAAUGGCUUUUGGGACAUGGUGUAUUUACAGGUGGAGUCUUUAGACAAGCGAUACACAGCAUUGGAUAGUCUCAAGAACAAUAAUUGGGUUAUGCCUGAGCCAGAACGUAAAAAGAAACGACGUCCAGCCAAAAAACCAACCAAAAAAGAAUCUGAAAAAUUAAUUAAGAUAAAGGACAGCCUGAAACCAGAGUCCAAAGAGGAGCCAAUACAGACACCCACUACAAGUGUGAAGCCUGUCAUUAGCAGUGUGCUGCUGAACAGGAAUCGGACACGCUCCAACUCUCCUUCACCUUACAUAGCCAUGCGACUCUCGGGGAUAGGCAGACCAUCCAGUGCACUUGUUCACCAAGCAACUAAUGAUUUGACACCAAAGAGUAAACUUGCUUCGCCAGAAUCUUUUGGAACACCUAAGAGUGCACGGAAGAAUAACUGGAAAAAGUUAACAGAGUCAACUAAAAAGAGAAGAUCCUUAUUGUCUACAAUACCGUCACCUGCCGAUAUUAAAAUUGAAGAGAAUGAAAACACUGAAGUUAGAAUAAAAAUUGAAAAAAGUGUAGACACUAAAGAUGCAACCUUUGAAGAAACUUUUGAAAAUGAAGAACAUGAAACUGCAGCCGAUGAAAAUGUGCCGCCCAUAACUCCUCGACGGUCCAUGAGGUUGAUGGCUAAAGUUGCAACUCCAGCCUCAUGUUUGACCUGUGAAGCUAGCAGCUGCAAAAAGUCUGGCAGAAACAUAUGCAGUCACUCACCAAAAACAAGACGUUCAAUGAAAGUUUUAAAGUUUUCACCAUCUACAAGUGAACAGAACCGGAAAACUGAAAGUAAUUCGGAAGAAACUACUAAACCAAGUACAUCCAGAGUAAGGUUUUCUUUAAGACCAAGUGUCCUUACAAUCAGUGAAAACAGUGUCACUGAAAUGCCAAAAAAAGCUGCUAAACGAAGACAAACUACUUAUGGUCCUUCAAGCUCAAUACCUGCUGAACAUGCAUCACCAAGAAGACGCACCCCUCGACUGACCAGGAAAGUUACAUUUGACCGAGAAGCUGAUGAAAAAGUAUCUUUCAAGCUGCCAUCCACGCCUUACAGGAAAUUGCAAACAGAUUCGUAAAUGAAGCAGUUUCUGCUAGUAUAAAAUAAAAGAGUACUAGUAUUUCAUGUAUUAAAUGGGAUAUCAACAUUUCUUUACUGAUUGAACUUUAAAUCUUUUUGUCUUCAAGCACUAUUUCUUAAAACUUGCAUUGAUGAUUGUUUAUGUUAUUUGUUGAAAACUUGUUGUCACAAUUGUUUGAGGUACGGUAUAUUAUUCAUGAUAUUUUAUAUGGCAUAUUAUUGCUGUUUUUAUAUAUUGAUACGUUUUUAUUAAAAAUAAAUUUUGAAAAGGAA
Molecule: messenger RNA, 3172 nt
Organism: Macrosteles quadrilineatus (aster leafhopper)
Lineage: Eukaryota; Metazoa; Arthropoda; Insecta; Hemiptera; Cicadellidae
Product: disks large-associated protein 5-like
Exons: 16
Coding region: 396-2897 (833 amino acids)
Biological process (GO): regulation of mitotic cell cycle; kinetochore assembly; centrosome localization
Cellular component (GO): nucleus; spindle pole centrosome; cytoplasm
Molecular function (GO): microtubule binding
Source: RefSeq, a predicted model, not a curated record